AUGGUACAUUGGAGCUCUAACACAAUCAUUCGCAAGGUUCCCAAGAAAAAUAUUCACUGCAGGGUCACUGGUCUGCCUGUUUGCCCGGAGUUAGUUAGAACACGACUGCCAAAAUGUUCUGAUGUUGGUAACUUCCUCUGCAUUACAGGUACAGUAAUAAGAACUGGAACAGUGAAGUUGUUGGACUUUAAGAAGUUUUACAUGUGCAUCAAGUGCAAGCAUGUCUUCCAGGUUGAGGCUGACUACGAGCAAUACUACACAGUAUGCAGUCCUUCCAAGUGUCCUAACAGUGACAGCUGCAACAGAGGUUUUGUAGCUCUGGAAGAAAAAGGGGCCUCGCCUGAAAAUUGUCGGAACUUCCAGGAAGUAAAAGUUCAAGAGCAGGCGGGACGAUUGAAGGUUGGCACGGUGCCGAGGUCCCUUUGGGUGGUGCUACUCGACGAUCUGGUCGACUGCUGCAAGCCUGGAGACGAUGUCAACAUCACUGGUGUGGUGAGUAGGAGAUGGCGUCCAUUGUAUAAGGACAGAAGAUGCAAUGUUGAACUGUCCAUCAGAGCCAACCACGUCCAAGUGACCAACAUGCAAAAGAAUGAUAAGGAGAGUUUCUACAAAUUUUGGGAAGAGAACCGUUCAUGUGCACUCGAAGGGCGUGACCUCAUCCUGUCCAGCGUCUGCCCUCAAAUAUACGGCAUGUACAUGGUCAAGUUGGCUCUGCUGCUUGUCCUCAUAGGAGGCAAUCAGAGGGUGGAUGAAUCGGGCACGAAAGUCAGAGGGGAGUCGCAUCUGCUGCUCGUCGGUGAUCCCGGUACGGGGAAAUCACAAAUGAUGAAAUACGCCUGCAGGGUCAUGCCCCGAUCCAUCCUCACAACCGGGGUGGGGUGCACCAGCGCCGGUCUCACCGUCACCGCUGUCCAGGAUAGUGGUGAAUGGCAGUUGGAAGCAGGAGCCCUGGUGCUGGCCGAUGGUGGAAUUUGCUGCAUCGAUGAAUUUAACAGCAUCCAGAAACAUGACAGAGCCAGCAUACACGAGGCUAUGGAGCAACAAACUAUCAGUGUUGCCAAAGCUGGUCUCGUCUGUAAACUGAAUACCAGAUGUUCAGUCAUAGCUUGCACAAAUCCAAAAGGGCAGUAUGAUAUCAACGAGUCCAUAUCAGUGAACACAGCCAUUGCAACACCACUGUUGAGUAGAUUCGAUGUAGUCCUGGUCCUACUAGAUUCACAGAAUCCCGAGUGGGAUCAAGUUGUUUCGUCACAUAUUCUCAUGAAGAAAUGUACGUGCAUGAAGUCGGUUGGUGUGACUUCGUCAGCGUGGUCGAUAGAGAAGAUAAGAGCUUAUUUGAGUUUCGUUAAAUUGUUGCUACCAACACUUUCUAAUGAUGCUAUGAGGUUGAUCAUGUCCGAGUACUACAAGGCACAGAGAAAAUCAGAGGAUGUUUGCCAUGCAACGAGAACCACGAUGAGACUGCUGGAAAGUCUCGUUAGACUGUCUCAAGCCCACGCCAAGUUAAUGAUGAGAGACGAGGUGACGGUACAAGAUGCAGUCAUGGCUGUCACGCUCAUGGAGGCGACCAUGCUUAAUGUUUGUUUGUUUGUUUAUAUCUAUAUUUGUUUGUUUGUAUGUUUGUUUGUAUGUAUGUAUGUUUGUUUGUUUGUUUAUAUCUAUAUUUGUUUGUUUGUAUGUUUGUUUGUAUGUUUUUUUGUAUGUUUGUUUGUUUGUAUGUAUGUUUGUUUGUAUGUGUCUUUGUAUGUAUGUUUGUUUGUUUGUUCGUAUAGUUGUUUGUAUAGUUAUUUGUUUGUAUGUUUGUUUGUAUGUUCACUUGUUUCCGUGUUUUGUUUUCAUUGUUUAUUUUUAAUAUAA
This is a messenger RNA of Helobdella robusta, 1857 nucleotides long. RefSeq lists its product as hypothetical. Gene Ontology annotation, molecular function: single-stranded DNA binding; ATP hydrolysis activity; ATP binding. Gene Ontology annotation, cellular component: MCM complex; nucleus. Bases 1 to 1857 code for a protein of 618 amino acids. NCBI's taxonomy places the organism in Eukaryota, Metazoa, Annelida, Clitellata, Rhynchobdellida, Glossiphoniidae. The record is from RefSeq and is a predicted model, not a curated record. The transcript has 14 exons. Gene Ontology annotation, biological process: DNA replication; double-strand break repair via homologous recombination.